Hypoxylon fragiforme is the source of this 1181-nucleotide messenger RNA. Its product is annotated as eukaryotic porin/Tom40. Gene Ontology annotation, cellular component: mitochondrial outer membrane. Gene Ontology annotation, molecular function: voltage-gated monoatomic anion channel activity. The record is from RefSeq and is a predicted model, not a curated record. The transcript is spliced from 6 exons. Lineage: Eukaryota; Fungi; Ascomycota; Sordariomycetes; Xylariales; Hypoxylaceae. Gene Ontology annotation, biological process: monoatomic anion transmembrane transport. The coding region runs from base 90 to 941 and encodes 283 amino acids.
UUAUUACUUUCUUCACCUUUUUUACCUCUACCAACCCUUUACCAUAACCCAUAUCUCUCCCUCCCAACCGCGAAUACAAUCUGCCCAAGAUGUCUAUCCCUGCCUUCGCCGAUAUUUCCAAGUCGGCAAAUGACUUGUUGAACAAGGACUUUUACCACCUCUCCGCCGGUACUAUCGAGGUCAAGAGCAACACUCCCAACAAUGUUGCCUUCAAGGUCACUGGCAAGAGCAGCCACGAGAAGGCCACUAGCGGUGCUAUCGAGGGCAAAUACACAGACAAGUCUCUCGGCCUUACCCUAACCCAGUCCUGGAACACGGCCAACGCCCUUGACACCAAGGUCGAGCUUGCCGACUCCCUCGCCAAAGGUCUCAAGGCCGAGACCAUCUUCUCAUUCCUCCCUGCUUCCCAGAACAAGGGAGUCAAGCUCAACCUCACCUUCAAGCAAUCCGCUUUCCACGGCCGAGCUUUCUUCGACCUCUUGAAGGGCCCUACCGCUAACGUCGACGCUGUCAUUGGCCACGAGGGUUUCCUCGCUGGUGCCUCUGCCGGCUAUGAUGUCCAGAAGGCUGCUGUCACUGGCUACAGCGCCGCCGUAGGUUACAUUGCCCCCCAGUACAGCGCCGCUGUCACUGCCACCGACAACCUCAGCGUUUUCGCCGCCAGCUACUACCACAAGGUCAACAGCCAGGUCGAGGCCGGUGCCAAGGCCGCCUGGAACUCCAAGCGAGGAAACAAUGUUGGCCUUGAGGUUGCCAGCAAGUACCGUCUCGACCCUGUCUCCUUCGCCAAGGCCAAGAUCAACGACCGUGGUGUUGCCGCCAUCUCUUACAACGUCCUCCUCCGCCCUGGUAUCACCAUGGGCCUAGGUGCCUCUUUCGACACCCAGAAGCUCGAGCAGGCCACCCACAAGGUUGGCGCCAGCUUCACCUUCGAGAGCUAAAUGGACUAGUUUGAGAAUAAGGAGUGGUAGAUUGGACGAAUUCUGGACGAACGAGUUUUCGGGAAAUAGAUGUCCAACGCCAUAAUGCCAUUACGGUGUGUACACCUAUACAAAAACGGGCGGGGGUUGUUUUCGUGCUAGGUGAGGUGAGAGAGGGGUGGAUCUCUUGAAUGUAGAUUAGAACCUCUCGGACGUCAAAAAGUCGAUCAAUGGUAAUACCCUCAUGAUAUUGAAUGGACA